AUGUCUUCUUAUUCUCCAUUAAUAUCAGUUAAUAUUCAUAAAUCAAAAAGAAUUUAUAUUCAAAAAAUUCGUUCGUUUAGUUUAUUUUUAUGUACAUGUUCAUUAAUAAUAAAUUGGUUACGUUUAGGAUUUCUAUAUUUCUUUCCCAAAAUUUAUCCAAAUUUAAUUCAAUCAUCAUUAAAUUUAUGUAUAAUAGAAAGUUUUAUUUUUCAUAUUUUAACAUUUUUUCAUUUACAUUUAAUAAUAUAUUUACGUCUUUAUUGGCUUUAUUAUUUUAUAUUUGAAAAAUAUCAACAAAAAAUAAUAUAUCAUCAAAUUUUAUUUAUUCUUUUAUUUAUUUUUAUUUGUUUAUGUUUAUUUACAUUACCAAGUAUAAGUAAUGAAUGGGCAUCAAUUAUCUAUGAUGAAAUUUUACAAAUUUGUAUUGUUAAUUAUCUAUUUAAUUAUUCAUAUACAUUUUUUCUAUUAACAUUUACUUGUUUAAUACCAUUUAUUUUAAUAAUUAUAUCUCAUAAAUUACAAAUGAAAGUUAUUGAUAAUCGAAUAUCUAAAUAUAUUUCAAUAGAUGAAAAAUUAAAUCUUUCUUAUCAAAAAUAUCGAUUUCAAUAUUCUUCUUAUAUUAUUCUUAUUUGGUCUUUUAUUAAUAUUCUACUUUUAAUAUUUCUACAUAUACCAAUUAAACAUAUUCAAAUUAGAACUAUUUUAUAUUAUACACAAAUAUUUUCAUUUCUAUUAGAUCCAAUUAUAUAUAUAUUGAUUUUUCAUUCAUUAUCUUUAAUUACUUUAUUAAAACCAGUAAAUAGAAUUUAUUUCAUUUAA
Messenger RNA from Rotaria sordida, 819 nucleotides. NCBI's taxonomy places the organism in Eukaryota, Metazoa, Rotifera, Eurotatoria, Philodinida, Philodinidae. The record is from the annotation of a GenBank genome assembly.